This is a messenger RNA of Triticum aestivum (bread wheat), 1728 nucleotides long. RefSeq lists its product as uncharacterized. Bases 715 to 1512 code for a protein of 265 amino acids. The transcript has 2 exons. The record is from RefSeq and is a predicted model, not a curated record. Lineage: Eukaryota; Viridiplantae; Streptophyta; Magnoliopsida; Poales; Poaceae.
UCUUCUCCUCCACCGCCGAUCCCCUUUCUCCUCUUCCCACCGACGCCAGCGCAGACGAGCUCGCGCCACCCACCUCCUGCUGAGAUAUGUAUUGGCAGGCGUGAUGGUAUUCAGUUUCCAGGAGGCGUGAUGGAACCACCGGAAGACGGAGAACUGGCGGCGCGUCUCCCUGCUGACGUGCUCGUCGAUGUGCUCCGUCGCGUGACGGGGCCGCGCUCGCUCGCCGUGUCGCGCUGCGUGUGCAAAGCGUGGCGGGCCAUCAUCGACGGCGAGGGACUCCUGCGCAGGCAGCUCCCGUUCAGCGGCAUCUUCAUCUGCUUCAGGAGGCUAUGUCUGCCCGAGUUCUUCUCGCGCCCCGCGUCCGCGGGUCAGCCUGCUAUCAGCGGCAAGCUCGAUUUUCUGCCCAGGGCCACUGAACUUCGCCCCCAUGGCAACUGCUACAUCGAGGAUCACUGUAAUGGACUCCUCUUGCUCCAAGGGACCUACAUCGAUGAUCACUACGUGCUUAACCCUGCCACGCGAUGGUGGAACACUCUGCCCUUAUGCCUGGACAAUCGUACCGGGGGAAUCGUCCGUGGUGAUUAUUAUCUGCCUUUGAUCCCACGGUGUCAUCCCACUACCAGGUGUUUCAGAUCCCUUCUUUGCGUUGGGGUAAAGAUGAGAUUGACCCUUUAGAGGAGACAUCCGAAUGGCCUCCAUCUCCACAUAUCUUGCAUGUAUUCUCUUCAAGGAGAGGCUGUUGGGAGGAGAGGCUGUUUGUUCGAGAAGGAGAUGCCGCAGGAACAGUUGCAAAGGCGCGUGUGCUCUUUGAGGGCCAACAAAACUCGGUCUAUUGGCGUGGAUCCCUUUAUGUGCAUUGUCAAAAGUGAUUUUGUUAUGAGAAUAUCUUUGUCUGAAGAUAAGUACAGUGUGAUUAAGCCACCAAUGGAUAUUGGGUGGAGCAGUUAUCUAGGAUUAUCUGAAAAAGGUGUGUAUUGUGCAUCAUUUGUUGAGAAUACUCACAUUCGGGUUUACGCCCUCACUGAAUCGUGUGAUCAGUUUGAGUGGAUAUUAAAGAACGACUAUGACCUUAAGCCUGUGCAAAUGUUUGAUGGCCAAGUUAAUGGACCCUGGAUCUUAGAAGACAUUAACUAUGAAAAAUUUCGUUCUCAUCUACCAAAUAUCAACAAGGAAGAAGUAAUUCAAGAGAAAUUUGAGUGGAACUCUGAUGAUGACGAUUUCCAUGAGAACCUAGACAUUGUUGAAGUGCAACAUCGUCCAUAUUUUGAGAUUGAGGUACUUGGAUUUCACCCAUACAAAGAGAUUCUUUUUUUGAGUAGGUCAGAGGACUGUAAAUUGAAUGCAAUGGCGUUUGCCUAUCAUUUGAAUAGCUUCAAGGUUGAAAAUUUAGGUAGCAUAUACCCGACAGGUCAUGACUAUUUCAGCUGCAGCAUUCCUAAUGAAUCUCAUGAGAUUGAUUCUUUUCCAUACACACCAUGUUGGAUCGAAGAGACCCCAGAAAGAGUGAAUUAAUCUGUAGUAGCUCGUCUCAAACAUUAUCAGUUUAUCGGAUAUGUGUUGUUUUUGUUUGGAUAUUUUUGGCUGUAACUUGUGCAACAAAUUGUUCUUUAAUUAUUAUGACUCCAUUUUGUUAUCAAGUAGCUCCUAGAUUCUGUGUUUGGGGCUCGCAGAUGGGUUUGCAUCUCAUGCGUCUAGUUUCAAGAGAUCUCAUUCACGUAAUGUAGUCUU